This is a messenger RNA of Manduca sexta (tobacco hornworm), 2234 nucleotides long. RefSeq names its product protein unc-93 homolog A-like. Gene Ontology annotation, molecular function: potassium channel regulator activity. The record is from RefSeq and is a predicted model, not a curated record. Gene Ontology annotation, cellular component: striated muscle dense body; plasma membrane. Gene Ontology annotation, biological process: regulation of muscle contraction; regulation of potassium ion transport. The transcript is spliced from 6 exons. Lineage: Eukaryota; Metazoa; Arthropoda; Insecta; Lepidoptera; Sphingidae. Bases 30 to 1610 code for a protein of 526 amino acids.
GAUGAGCCGCAGGUAGUGGUGGCGGUCGCAUGGGCAGCCUACCUGACCUGACGGAGCGCUCGCGGCCGGUGGUACGCGCCGCCUCUCGCACCGUGUCCGACCCGCAUCGACACCGCGCAGUCCUUACACAGAUACCAGUGAGCACGAUAUACAAGAAAGAAUGGCCGUGGAAGAAGCCGAAAGCACCCAUCCGAGUAGCAGCGCCGGCCAUCGCGCCUCGCCGGCGAGACUCGGCCGCGUCCUCCGUAGGGGCCGCGUCAGUACGCCGACUCCUAUCACGACAACCCCCCAAGCUCCCGAAGCCCUUAGUCCAGCGAUUCUCACUCCUCUGCGUGUCCAGUGGCCUUUGCGCUACAGCUCUUCACCCAUUCACGGCCUUCGCUGGAGCCGAGGCCGGUUCCUUUCCCCUAGCCAUUAUGCACACAGUAGCGGCAAUAACAGCCCCCUUCUCACCACUUAUACUGCAAAAGACUGGUACGAAAGUCGUGAUUACAAUCGCUCAUACCCUUGUGUGUCUUCUUCUGACAGCUCAUACAGUCGCAACGCCAUUAAGUGUGUUGCUACCUCUGUAUGGGCUUUGUGGGGUAGCUCUGUCUCCAAUGUCUCUCGCUUUAGCAGCUUCCGCGACGUCUCUAGCACAAGCGGCUGGUGAUGAGUGUAGGAGGAAGGUGGCGCUGCGAAGGGCACUGCGCGCGCUCCGAGCGGCGCAGGAUGUGGGGCUCGUGUUCGGGUCGUUGUUGCUGGGUGGCGCUCUGAUCAUCUGGCCGGAGCAGAUCACGCCCCUGACGCCUGCGCCGGCUAAUGUCACCAUUCCGAAGCUGUCGCCUUCGGAAGAAUAUUUUUUGGAAGAUGAUUACGAGGAGCAAACAUGCGGUGCUUCAGGCUGCCCUGACACUCAAUCUACAUUAGGCACAGUACUGAGCGCUGAAGGGCGCCGAAUACUGGUGGCUGUGUGGGCAGCCUUAGCCCUGGCGUCAGUAGGGCUCGGAGUGUACGGGGCGGCGUCGACGCCAGCGCCGCCGCCAGACGCCCGCUCUGUGGCUAGAGACCCCCGGGCGAUUCUCGGCGUGCCCAUGGGACUGUUCAUCGGACUACAACAGGGAUUUAUUUAUACUUCUUAUUUAAAGUGGUACGGAGUGUGUGUAGACGGAUGGUGGUGUGCGUGGCGAGCGCUGAUCGGCGCCGGUACGCUCCAGGGCCUCGCCGCCGCCACCCUCAGCAUGGCAGCAGCGCGGGGACGGCGCGUCGCCCUCGCUGCAGGUGGAGGCGCGGCCCACGCGAGUCUUGUGCUGGCAUUACUGCGCUGGCGAGCUGCAAGAACUGAUCUUGCGCUACCUGCCCUUGCGGCUGCGGCUUGGGGCGCUUGCGCAUCGUUAUGGGAUGUUCUACAGGGAGGCAUUUGCAUCGGAGGGCCAGGGUGGCGAGGGCCCUGGUCGGCGGUGAUUUGCGCACGGCACGCAGGUCUCGCGAUAGCGUGCGCGGCACGUCACACCUUGUGCGUACGUGCGCAGCUGCCUGCGCUCGCAAUAGUCCUCGCCAUCGCCCUGGCCACGCACAUUGCCCUAGAACUUAGAUUACGAAGAGGUGAAACAAGCCGGCACAGAUCCUAGCGAAGACCCACAGCGACUCAGCUGGCCUCCUUGGGUCCGCCGUCGGACGCGGCGACCGAGGAGACCGAAGCGAGUUGCCAUGUGAUCAGUUAAUAAUCAGAAAUAAUGAGACUCUACCAAGAAUCUAUAUUGUUUCUAGUAAACGGGAAUUGUGUAAAGAGAUUCAAGGCCUGCGAUGUUUAUAUGUCAUAUUUCUCGUUGACUGAAAUACGGUUGGACACUUUAAAUCAAUAGGUUUAAAGGCAAUGGUUGAUCGAAUUCAGGUAUUUUUUAUUCGGCAGGUACGCGAUGGGCAGACAUAAAUGUAUUUUUGUAACUAAAUCUACGAUGAUUAGGUAUUUGUGACGCAAUAAAAAUGUAUACAAUUACAAUAAGACUUUCAUCUAUCGAACUUAUAUAUUGUAAGAAACUGUUCGCUACAUAUCUUGAUAUAAAACAUUUCAAUAGACAAAAUUUUUAUCCUUAGAAAUUAAGUUGGGAGACAAUUUCAAAUGUUCAACAUUCAAGUUUUAUAUUCCUCUGCAAACGUAUUUACAUUAUAAGAGAGAGAUUUUUUAUGUCUGACCGUAAUAUCGCGUAAUACACGUUCAUGAUGUGCUAAAAUAAGAAAAUAAUCUCACCUAU